Messenger RNA from Brachypodium distachyon (stiff brome), 2608 nucleotides. RefSeq lists its product as uncharacterized. The coding region runs from base 267 to 1931 and encodes 554 amino acids. Lineage: Eukaryota; Viridiplantae; Streptophyta; Magnoliopsida; Poales; Poaceae. The transcript is spliced from 5 exons. The record is from RefSeq and is a predicted model, not a curated record.
CAAAUGCGAAGGACAGGAUUCUUUCCACUCGGAAAAAAAAGAACAGAAAAAAGGAUAGGAUUCUUUGCCUCCAACCCUAGCGGUGUUCUUACCUUUUCAACUUAUCAUAUCCCAUCGAUCCUUAAGUGCGAGCUAGCCUCCCUGCUGUCGUGAGCGGCGGCUACCUCGAGCAAGUGAGGUCGGGGGAGAGUGAGAGAGACAGAGUAACAACGAGCCUGCAAGUCAUCGACGCUAGCUAGCGUUCAAUCGCGCGCAGAGCCGCCGACAUGAGGAUAUCACAUCUCCAAUACAUGAUAUCACAUCUCCGACAUUUGAUAUUUUUCACUGGUUUCUCUCAGCCGGCCAUCUCAUUGCCAGUUGCCGAACAGCUAUGGAACCAGUGGGAGAUACAAAGCCUGGUGCUGAUUGCCUACCUGUUGGCCGACUACGUCGCAACCUUCACCCUGGGCCGCCUGACGCUCCACCUGGAUGAGCCGCGGCACCAGCUCUUGCUCUUCUGGACGCCAUUCCUGCUGCUCCACCUCGGUGGCCAGGAGACGAUCGCGGCCUUGUCGACGGAGGACAGCCUGCUGUGGAAGCGGCACCUCCUGAGCCUCGUCUCGCAGGUCCUGCUGGCCAUCUACAUCGUCACCAAGUCAUGGCACGUCGUCAGCAACAAGCAUCUCAUGGCGCCCAUGGUGCUCAUGUUCAUCUCUGGGACAAUCAAAUACGCGGAGAGAACAUGGGCGCUGAUGGCCGCCGGCAGCGCCAUGACGCCCGGGAGCAGCUCCACCUUGUCAGACUAUGUGCUCAACGUGGAGGGCAGUGUCCUUGACGAUGCACAGUCCUAUUUCCAGAGGCUCCAUGAUUAUCUAUCAGCCACUGACCACAAGGGCAGGAUAGAUUACCAGGGCCUCGUGGAGGUGGCCGGCAAGGGGGUCCGGAUAUGCUUGGAUUUCCUGACAGACAUGACCCCUUUCUUGAUGUGGCACAAAGGCAACAUCAUCGACCGAAGCAUCAAGAAGUUCCAAGACCUGAAGAAGCAGGAGCACCGGCACAAGAUCGCUUACAAGCUGGCUGAGAUCCAGCUCUCACUCAUCUAUGACUUCAUGUACACCAAGUAUGGAGUUCUUCAGUACCACCUCAACAUGGUCACCAGUGGCAUCCAGCGGUUUGUCACGUUUGGCACGACCACCGUAGCGCUGGGGCUGUUCCUCAAGGCUGACCUUGAAGGGCACUUCUCCAACGACGUCAGAGCCGACGUCGUGGUGUCUUACAUACUGCUAGGCGGUGCCGUCGCGCUGGACCUGUCCUCCAUCUUCCUGGUGCUCUCAUCAUACUGGCCUUACCUGCCUGGUAGAAACCCCUUUGGCAAAGAUGCAGGGUUCCCGGGUAAGCGUUUAAUGUUCAGUCUGACGACCAGGCUUGUGUAUCCAAUGCGCAAGAGUUUUUGGUCAGGGCAGAUGUCUCAAUACAACCUGAUUGGCGAGUGCAUCCACGAGAAGGAAGCUAAUCUGUUGGUCAAGGUCCUGCUCAAGGUCGGCCUCAUGUCUGACGUCAAGACAGUGCAAGUCUCUCCUGAGCUCAAGGAGUUCGUCUUCAGGAAGCUGCUGGACACAGGGGCCACUCGGCACGUGAAUGAGUACUGGAAAUGGGACUCCAGCGCGUUCACCGGCCAGUGGGCACGGUGGGCGCUGGAGAAAACGCAGGAAGGGAAGUCGGUGGAUCAGUCGGUGCUCAACCUGGAAGGAAGGCGGAACCAUCGCUGGUGUCGUCCUCAUGUGGCACAUCAUCACGGAGAUGUGCUUCUACACCACUUCCAGCGCCAUGGACAAGGACAGCACCACCGUGCCAUACAGGAACAUGAGCUUGCACAUGUCCGACUACAUCAUGUACCUUGUCGGGAAAUGCGGCGUCAAGAGCGGAAGCAAUGGGCAUUUCGAGCUUGGUAAGCUCCGGCGCGACGUCAGGAAAGCCAUCUCUGACAGGAGCCAUUUCUCCAGGGGCCGCCUGGAGCAGAGCAAGGUAGUCAUGUACGGGUACGAGGGCCGUGGGUUCUUCACUUCCCGUGCCAGCGCUGCCGCCAAGGAGCUGCGCAAGAUCACGGAUCCGUCUGACCGAUGGGAGAUCAUAGCCACCGUGUGGGCUGAGAUGCUCUGCUACCUUUCACAGAACUGCGAGGCUGUAUUCCACAUCAAGAGCCUCAGCACCGGCGGUGAGUUCAUCACGCACGUCAGGAUCUUAUCCAUUAUUCUGGGCAUUCCUUUCCUCCGGGAGGCGUGGCUAACUACAGCUAAGGACGAUGCCGAUUAUUCCGAUUUCGUAAUGUUCUAACUCAAAUAGCUUGGAGGACCACAAGUUCAACCCUUUUGAAGAAGCUGGCUAUAUUGCGACCGAUUAUGCUGACGAAGAUGAAGUAUAAUUAAUUAGUGUGCUUGUUGUGGAUCUUGUCAGACGUUUUAAGCAAAAAUGUAUUCUAUAUCGCUACGUGUUAUGUUUGACUUUUGCUAUGUAAAACUUUUAUUCUAUUGUUGCAAAUAAGUGCUUGGAUAACUGCUGAUUGCAGGUGUAUCGUGUUGUAAGAUUGGUUUGCCAUUGCUGAAGUGCAAUACUAUGGUUUAUUAUAAUC